AUGCGCCUGGGAAACCAUUCGGAAGAGAUUCCAGAGGCCCAGAUAGUCAAUCCGUCCGAAAAGGACAUCGAAGAACUCAGGCACGAGGUUGAAGGUUCUCAGCCCCUCAACCCUGUCAAAUGCUUCUCCGUCUUGACUGGCAUACCCAGUUACAUCAUGGAUUACUUCAAGAAGACAGACCCUUCUUCUAUCAAGACAGAGGGCGAUGUGCGGGCGGAGGAGGCCAGGUUGCAGAGAGAUAUACUUGCCUGGAUGUUUAUAGGUGCCGCCUUCUUCGCCAUAUGGGUCAUUGUAGUGCAGAAAAAGGGGUUGUAG
Molecule: messenger RNA, 315 nt
Organism: Guillardia theta CCMP2712
Lineage: Eukaryota; Cryptophyceae; Pyrenomonadales; Geminigeraceae
Exons: 1
Coding region: 1-315 (104 amino acids)
Source: RefSeq, a predicted model, not a curated record